UAUACAAGGACGUAUAUGAAUUGCUUAUAUUCAAAAUAAUAGUAUUCUUUUUCUUUUUGGUGAAUUUUACACAACCAAUAAGCAUGAAAAUAUUUUUGGCAUUCUCUCUCUAAUGGUGCCGGCUUACGCUAGUUAAUGUGCGCAGGUGAGUUAAACCAUGGCUAAGGGGAAGGCAAAAGGUAGAGGACAAGCUCACAUUCCAGAGCAAGAACAAGGUCGAGGUAAGGGACCUCUUGCAACAUUUGUCAUCUCUGUAGAUGCGAAAUCAACCUGGAAGUGAAGAGAUUCCAGAUCCAAAUGCUUAAGUUACUGAAAUGGCAGCUGGCCCUUCAGCGAGUAGUACUGAGGAGGCUAUAAGAAGCUGAUUCUCAGCCCCAAAACCCUGGAGGAUCUGACAUCUAUGAGUGGAUCUAUGGUAAAAGAAGCUAAUGGAACUGUGCAAGCUCCAGAGAAGAAAAAAGCAACUAAGGUACGGACUCAGUUUUUCUCACUCCAAGUGACCAUGAAGAGGAAACCCCAAUAGAGAAUUGGGUGAAUCUGUUAAAAAAAAAAAAAAAAAACAGGGCGGCAUCACAUGGUAUGAAAUUAAAGUUUAUUCCUCCUCUAGUUGUUAAUGGUGAAACUGUAGUUCAAUUGUUUGAAGAAGAUGUGAAAGUAGAAGAGGAGAAAUGGAACUGUGCUUUAAUUGCCUUUUUUUUCGGGAACGACCGGGAUACAAUGCUAUGUCUCGGUAUAUCUCCCAGAAUUGGGCAAAUAAUGUUGUUGAUCUUGUACUGUAUCUUCAUGAUGAUGGGUAUUAUAUAAUUAAAUUUCUGACUUUUGAAGAUAUGCAUAAAGUACUGUAUGCAGGGCCUUACAUUAUCAAUAAUAAGCCCAUAAGUUUGAAGCCCUGGUCUGAGGAUUUUGAUCUCAGUUCUGUGUUCAUGUCUGAAAUUCCCCUAUGGGUUAAUUUUCCUAAGCUGCCAUUGAACUGUUAGGGAUAUGGACCAUAAUGUAGAAUUGUUAGUGCAAUAGGUUCACCCUUAUUUGCUGAUGAGUGCACAAUGCAACAAACAAAAAUUUGCGGUGCUCGUAUGCUAAUUGAGGUGAAUGUGACAAAACCCCUUCCCUCUGCUGUUAUGGUUCGAGAUCCCAAUGGACAAAUGAUAUGCCAAAGUGUAGAAUAUGAGUGGAAACCUGAAUUUUGUCCUCAAUGCCAAAAAGUGGGACAUAUAUGCAAGGAGCAGUCACCUGCUCAAAAACCUGAACUAGUAAGGAUAAGAAGACAUAGGAAACAAGUUACUCAAGAAUGGAAAUCUAAAGGGGUUGUUAUCCCAGAGGUAGUACAGAACACAAGUGUCCCUAAUGCUCCACAGGGUAAUGAGAAUGUUGUAAACCAAAAUGUGGUACAAGAAGUGGCACAAAAUGAGAAUAAUGUAGCUAGUGCCUCCACAGGAAGGCAGGGGAAACAAACUGCUCCUAGAAAUCCGCCGGUGGCCAGGGAGACAGGCUUGAUCCAUAGCUAUAUUUCUCAGGGACUACAUAGUGGAGCUUCAUCUCAUUCAAAGCUAUAACUUUUGGUAUUGAUUCUUUUGUGUACAUAUUUAUGGGCAUAGCGGGGUCCUGUCCCGCCCAUAUGAUAUGACAUACUUUCCUUAGAGGCUCAUAGACAUGUGUAUAUAGUUAGAUGUGUUUGGCCUUGUCGACCUAUAUUUUGUAUAUCAUUUUGUUAGCCUCGUUGGCUUAUGUACAUUGAUAUGGGCAUAGUUGCAAAUGA
Messenger RNA from Lycium barbarum (goji berry), 1756 nucleotides. RefSeq lists its product as uncharacterized. The record is from RefSeq and is a predicted model, not a curated record. NCBI's taxonomy places the organism in Eukaryota, Viridiplantae, Streptophyta, Magnoliopsida, Solanales, Solanaceae. The coding region runs from base 1044 to 1553 and encodes 169 amino acids. The transcript is spliced from 2 exons.